CUUUGCCAGCUACUUCCUCCCUUGACCGAGCAAAACUUUGUGAGUCCUCUCGCGGUAUCCCGGCAAGCUGCCCUGACCACUCGAUCACUCGACAACAUGCCUGGGCUCGAGCCAAUCAAGCCUUACGAGUGCACGUUCGAGGACUGCAAGGCCUCCUUCAACACGCUCAAGGAAAUGAUUCGUCACAAGAAGAACUCUGAAGUCCACGACUACUGCCCCAAGUGCGACCUAGACUUUAACUCUGUAGAUGAGCUUGCGCAGCACAAGGCAUGGCGUCCAGACAAGCACGGCCAAGCUUGUCGUAUCUGUGGGGACGAGUUCAAGACUGCCUCUGGUCUCAGGCGACAUAUCGAGAUGAACCACCGCAGCAAUCAGAAAAUCAUCUGCAUUGGCUGUAGUGAAGACUUCUUCAACGCAACACUGUAUAUUGAUCACCUUGAGUUCGGCCACUGCAGCGUCAUCCGGCCAGCUCAAUUUACUGGUCACAUCCUCCAUAAACACAUCAUCUUCGAGCUGUUGAAAGGUGGUGAAGCCCUUGACAGAUUCCUCCAAAAGGUUUCCAAGAAUAUCCCACUUUCGGAUGACGAAGACGGCGGUGUCAGCGUCGAUGAAGAGGUCAUGUGCGCACUGAAUGAUAGCGACCAGGCCCGUCAGGUUUCGUUCCAAGCCAUGAAGCCAGAGAACGCCGAGGAUACAGCCGCAGCUUUCGAAAACAUGUCGCUUUCCAGUGAGUCCACUUUGGCUGCCAAUGCUGGUCACGAUACUGCAAAACCUGCUGGCUCUGAGCGUUCCGUGAAAGCUUGGGGAGGCAAGUCCAGCAAGAAGCUAUUCCCGCAUGCCCAGCCAACACCUCCACCUAGCGAUUUCUCAAUUGGUUUCCCCGAGAGGCAGGUAGAGCGCACCCACGGCAUCAACAUCAUGAAGACACGCUUCUGGGAUCCUACUAGCAAUGAUUGGAACGCUGAACAGUUCUUCGACCCUCUUAGCAAGUCUUACUCUUGCCCCUUCAAUUGCGAACAGACGUUCACGCGCGAGGACGUAUUGGCAGAGCACAUUACUGAAGAGCAUCGACUUCAUCGGAUCAACUGCCCCCGCUGCCUCAAAUACUACGCCUCUGUCACUGCUUUGAUGCGUCACAUAGAGACCCCAGGUUCCAAGUGCCCCAUCAACAAAGCGGUAGACUUCAGCCUAUAUCUUGAUAGAAUCACGGGCGGUUUCCUAACCGUUGAGGAGGUUACGCGACCCGAGUUUCUUCACAACCCACCCGCUAAAGUCACGAACCCUGAGACGGGUAAGAAGGAAGACUACACGCCUCCGACCGCGAAGAUGUUGAAGUAUCAUGCUACAACUCCUCCGGACUGGAAGGAUCCGCGUCCAGUAGCAGCCCAGUUCGGAGGCGCUCCUGGCGAUACGUUCUCCUACAAGGGCAAGACGAGUCGAUGGUGA
Messenger RNA from Periconia digitata, 1446 nucleotides. Lineage: Eukaryota; Fungi; Ascomycota; Dothideomycetes; Pleosporales; Periconiaceae. The record is from the annotation of a GenBank genome assembly.